UUUUCAAUAAACAUUGAUUUUCUGAUUAUGGAGCCUUGGACAUCCGUCCGUCUGUAAAAACAGACUGCGUUUGCUUUUGUAUUACAAUUCCUUUCGCUAUUUUAAAGCACGACACGAAGCCUUCGCCAUAUUCAACCAUUCCGCCCUUCAGUACUUGCAGAUGCCGCGCCGAGUGACUCCGAUUCGUGGGUAGAAACGACCGCCUGGCGUCCAGAACCGGAUACCCCACUUGCUAGCCAGGUCAACGAGCUCAGGCUGCAAAUUGGAGAACGCACAGUGCGACCUGGUGACCACCUCCACGGUCGCGUCUUCUUCGAUACAGAGAAACCAGUAGACCUGUCGAAAUUAGUCCUCAAUCUCAACCAAACUUUCGUUCACACUGACAGCACGGGAAGACUUUCUGAGGUUGGUAACCGGAGGUUUUAUGCCUCAUUUCACGAAACCCCAGCAAAUAAGAACAAUAUACGUAGUCUGGAAAGCCAUGGCUGGGUCUGAUUUGCUUCGUCCGUCAAAUUUUACCGGGCUGGCAGUGCUAAUGACUUCGUGGCACCUGUACUUCUAAUGGGCUGCCGGAAUGUAACUUCGAAUUACCUGUGCCAGACUGUUCACCCCGAUGACGUCUAGCCAUGGGCAGGCAAAUCAGGCGACCUCUAGCGGACAUAAGUGACAUGAGUAUCUCUGAUUAAAGUCAGACAUACACGCUGUGUAAACAAUUUUUUCUCACUUUUGUCAUUUCGCUACUUUGACUGUUUCGUUACGCUUCGCCCGACGUGAAGUAUCACUGGAGUUAGCGCAGGCGUUACCGCGCAAACUAAAGUCUAGUCAAAAAAUUACUAACUUGAUCAAUGGCUGCUGGUAGUUUUUUUUACCCAAAGUCUGUAGUGCUCGAGGAAUCCAUUUUGCAGUUAUACGGAGUGCUCAUCAGAAAUGAAUCCUUAUAUGCGUUUCUGCAUUUGAUCGAACAUUGGAGCCAAUACCUUGGGAAUAUUGGGAAUGGUCCGCGCAUUGUACAUUUACUCAGUAAAUUUUAGCUGCGAUUCUGAAAAGCGUUUUAUAUUAGAAAGGAUUGCUUAGGUUCGGUUGUAGUUUUGAUUAUUGUGGGGUACAAUCUUAUGAUAUUCGAAAUUCACCAUGAUAUUGUCUUUUGAAUAAACCUCUUUGCGACCUCCUGUAAAAACAAAUCUUGGUAAAAAUGCCUACUUAAGUGGUGUGCAAUCUUCACGUCGAUUUUUGAUAAUCCUAAAAAUUCAGGCAUAUUUUAUAGAAAACAUGCGCAAAAAUGCACUUUUUGCUAUUCAUUUAGUAGCAUAUCACGCCGACCUCAAACUUCGCACUCGAAGAAAGCGUAUAUUUAGCCUUUGGAAAUUUUGCUAAUUCCAGAAUGCGGACUGCGUUGUAUAUUGCAUGAGAAGCAAUAAUACGAGCACGGGUGCGAUGCUUUAUGAAUGGAAAUUGCACGGUCUUAAAAAACAUAUAAUUAGAUGUAUUUCAAACCCGGAAGGCGUUCUUCCUUCGAGUGCAAACUGUAAAGUCGGCGUGAUGUGCUACCAAAUGGGCAGACGGAAUUGCAUUUUUGUGCAUUUUUUCUAUAUAUUUUAAUUUCUAGAACCAUCGAAAAUCGGUUUGAAAAACGACACACUACAAAAGUAGUAAUUUUUACCGAGGACAGCUUUUCCAAGAGGUCCCAAAGAAGCGUAUUUAAAAUUCAACAUCAGGAUAAGUCUCAAAUAUAAAUAUGGUCUUUGGAAAUUAGAGUAAUCUGUUAGUCAAGGAUAUAGGUGCAUCCCUCAUCUAUCUUCAUACAACGUGCCCUUUUUAAUGCAUCAAAACAAGUAUGCGGUGGAAAUACAGUAAAUGGGCUAACUCAUGAAAUAUCGACCGAGAUUCCGAAAUGCAUUUUCGUUUCGAAAAGAUUAAUUAAGCAGGGUUCUAAAACUAAUCAACCUGCAACAUAAUUCUAUCAUACUUCAUUUACCUCAGGAUGCCGGCUUUCAAAUGAACUUCCAUCCGGCUGCAUUCAAAAACUAAACUAAAAAAUGGCUACUUAUUUAUCAUGACUUUUCCUCGUUGAUUUUUGAUGUCCCUAAAUUUCCAAUUAUCUUUCAUGGAAAACAUGCAUAAAAAUAUUCAUUAUUUUGCUCAUUCGAUAGACACGUCUUCUUUCAAGUGUAUUCUCAAAGGAGGGGCAUAAUUCGGUUUUAAAAAGGUUUCUAAUUGUAGGACUUUUAAAUACCGUGAAGAGGCUGUUCAUAAAUCGCCAUGUCUUUUCAUAUACCGAUAAGGUUUUUAAAAUUAAAAAUAUGGACCAAAUCCAAAUUUUUAAUUUUAUGAACAUUAUGUGGUCUUCCUUUAUUAUCUUAGAGAGAUGUGUGGUUUUCCGUACGUGAAAAAUAUGCAACUUGUUGUUUCGAAACCCUGAAUGCAUGUGUAACGGCAGGUCCGGCUUAAAAUUAUUCGGGAAUGUGCCAAGUAGCAAUUUUAUACACAAUAAAGAUCUUGAAUGCCGCCGACAAGAAGUUGGUUCGAAGGCCGAUAUCCUGGGGUAACUGAAAUAGUAUGGCUUUACGCUGCACAGUGAUUAGUUCUACAACUCUACUUAAUUAGUCUUUUCGAAACGAAAACGUAUUUCAAAAUUUCGGUUGACAUAUCAUGAGUUAACCCACCUACUGUAUCUGAAGUCCACUUCUCCCCUCUUCGAAGGUCUUUAUUACCACCAUUCCUGUAUUGCAGGUGGUCUUGCGCCAUUUAUCAUGGCGCGUUCACAAUCCAUGUCCGAUCGUUUAAUUUAAUUAUUUAUGCAGCAUACAUAUGAAACGUUCUGGUUAGAAUAUAGAGCAUGUCCGAUCCGUUUUGCCGCAGGUUUCCAGUGUAUAGCUCUUUGAAAAAGAAAUAAUGCAAAAUGACUAGCUGGACGAUAAGUGAGAAAUGGUCAUCAACUGCAUUUCUUCUUCUGCACAUCGUCUUGUGCACAGAUAUCGGGCCUUAUACUUGAAUCCGAGAGUAAAAUGUCCGAACGUCUUUUAUCUGCAAGUAAAACCGGGGAAACAGCAGUUCCAGAAUGAUCAGCAUUUUCGAUAGGAGUCGGGUGAACAACGAGUCAGAAAAUUAAUCGCAAAGUUUGGUCAUAUAGCCGAUAAUUUGGAUCACGGAUAAUCAAUAUUUAGGGCUAAAGGACUACCAAUUAGCAGUGCUUAAGAUUAGAAAUUUUUUACUGAGGUUACCCUUGUUUUUAGGUACCCUUAUAGAAAGUCUAAUGUUAGUUGCGGUUCAGAUUUCAAAAAAAACAUUUCGGGGACCUUCUUCAUCGUCAAAUUCAAUGACAUUUUCAAUCUUCUCUGGAAAGUUGAAGAAAAGCUGCAGAAUUCCCUUUGAAAAUUUUCGGUUUCUUCAACAGGACCCGUAAACUGAAACUUUUAUGACACUUAAGACAUUGAGAAGAGAAAUUUUAGAUGUAGCAAAGUUCUUCUUAAGCACAAAGUGAUUGAUCAUCUCUUAUCGUCAGAGUUUGUCAUAUUACAGAUUUAACAGCUGCGGGGAGAUUUCAGUGGUUGCAGAUAACGAUUAGGAUAUUGAAUUUAUUUUCAAUUCUUGCCUUUCGAAAUGAUUACUGUCGAAAUACAAAUAGACUUUUGCUGAUUUCAGCUUACUGGCAUGGACUCGCAGGAACUGACUUUACUGGAAGAUCGAACGGGCCAAAGAAAGAGGGCUAAAGUGAUUGAUAGCCGUGAUUUUGAAGUCACCAGCAAUAAUGUGCUUAACAGGAGAAUACAACUACCACCUGGGAGGCAUGAAAUUCGCUUCAGCGUCCGGGUACCUGAGGAUGAACUCCACAGUUUUACCUACGUGUCACCCAAGGAUGGUUCAGAUAUCAUAAAUCAGUAUGUUUAAACCUCCCGCCUGCUCCCCCUCUAAUUACCAGACAAAGUAUUAACAGAGUCUUCCCCGGUAGUGCCGGUAUCACUUCUUACAUUUAUUACCGAUCGCCAUGCGACUGUCUGCAAAAUUUCUAAAUUUAAUGGGGUGAGUAUGUCUCCUAAACUUUAAGCGAACAUAGACGAUCAAUAAUGUGAUCCCACAUUAAGACCAAGUCGGGAAAGGCCAAACGAAAUGACCACACGAGAACGGACUUAACUGUCUACAUGGCCCAAAUAAAAACAAAGGUAAAAGGUGAAAAAAACAGUUAGUUAAGCCGAAACACACCAGUUGUAGGCUCCGCGUGAAUGUUACAUAAAGACCCACUUAAAGAAAAUGAGUAAAUGUUGGUUUAGGAAAUGCUUAACAAAUAGAAUAACUAUAAAGCGUAGUGUAUAAACAAAAAUAUUAAAAAAGGACUAUAUCAACUUCGUCGUUUAAGGCCCGCACUACCGUAAUGAGUGCUUCUGAUCGCAACCAGUAGGACAACCUGUUCGUGGGUCGGCGACGGUAGAGCGUACGUCCUGUAAACGCCCAGUGACCAAAUAAUCUGCAUUCGGUAUCCUGGGUCAUCCGGACCUGAGCUCAGGUAUAGUUGGUCGUUGAGGACUAGUAAGCCGAAAUGACUUUCCCAGUCCUCAUUUUCCUUGUCCGUACCUUCCCUAUUACCGCUGACUUAAGUGGUUCCUAUGGUAUCACAGUGGGUAGCCUGAAACUGUGUUGACCAGCCAGGUUUUUGUCAGUCCUGCCUCGGUCACCAGAGCCCGACCACUCAGGCGUUUAAAAUUGGCGCAAGCCGAUUCUAUGUGGACAGUGACAAGGUUCACCGAGUAAAUUAAACUACUGCAACGAAAUAUCAGUUCAGUACUCCUGUCAGUACGCAUAAAAGCACAUUUUUUGGUUCGGAGCGAACAGCGGUCAUAAGAAGACAUUGCUUAACAAACGCUGACAGGCUCAGGCAAAGUACUAGCAUCCACAGUUUUCAUGCACCCUAAUAUUUUCUUCGUAAAGGGUUUUUUAACCAACGUGUGCGUGAGGGACAAUGACUGUAGACGUAUGCGUGGGCUGAUGCCGCUGCUAAAUCGACUAUACAGUCGCUCAACGCAUCCGUCUACAUCCAUUGAAAAAGUCAGCUCGACCUGAAACUGAAUACCUGUUUAACGACUAUCGGCGACACAUGUUUACCGGCCAUCAGACUUUGUAAAAAGCAAGGGCAUUUUGCAUGCAUUUCAUGGCAGAAUUCACAGUUUACAAUUUCUGAUCAUCAUUUACUCUUCAGGCAAUCGAUAAUUGUAAGUCCUUUUGCCUUUCAGUUAUUCUUUAGCGGCAACAGCACAAAUGAAUGGGGUGACUGAAAGCACAGACAGACUGACUUUUCAGGUUCUCAGCGUCUGCAACUCCCAAGGAUCUAUCGGCCUUCUUGACAGCAACAACUUUGUUUGCGUAAUUUCGUUUUCCUUCUUCAAAUGUUUACGCUUUUUCCCGUCUGGUUAUUUUAAAAGUCAGCCGAUCACAGAGGACAACCACUAUGUCAUAUGAAUGGGUAUGCGAAAGAGUCCCAUGUUUAGUGAAAGCACCACAAAAUAACAAAUUUUGGAAAUCCAUGGAUGUUUUGACAGAUUUUGAAUAAUUCAUAUUGACCCAACUAUUGAAAUCAAGUUACCCGCCUACCCUACUACAACAGCAGACAGCUUACUAUAGCAGAUUUGGUGGAUUCCCGACGUUGCAGUAGGUUGGACAGGUAACUUGUCCUAGAUAGUUUGAUCAAUAUGAAUUAUUCAAAAUCUGCCAAAACAUCUAUGUAUUACGUGAGCCUAGUAGCCAUCUGGUGGAUUCGAGAUGAAUUACUCAGGAAAUCCUGUUUGGGCAGUCAGUUUACUCUAUCGGAUUUGGUGGAAAGUCCCUAAACCCACAGCGAGAGUGCUCUGAGGUGACUGCAUAAUCCUAGGGGGAUAAAUCGGAGUCAAGCCCUGUUUUAAGAGCAUGCUUGCAGAAGGGGACCUGUGCAAUGACCGAUGUCGGUCACUUUGGCUCCUUCAACCGGACACAGUACGAGUUUUUAGGGCUGCAGAGCCUCUUCAGGAGUUCAGACCUGACAGAAAUGCGUUUAGAUGCCAAACAGCAACAAAACAGAGAACGUCUGUUUCGUUCGCUGGCCGGUAAAUGCGGGCUGUUUUCUCACUACGCCUAAUUGGGAGAUGAAAAAUACAUUCCAAAAAUGUUUGUUCACGUUAGUUACUCGGCUGACCGUUGCGUUGGAUGCUAUACAGAUUAUCGAAAUACCACAGUCAAUAACUGUCCCCAUCUCCUCUCCUUCCCCUCUCCCAGAAUAAGGUCCUUCAUCCUGACAACCUCAGACGUCUGAUCGCUUUUGAACAGCCCAAUCUCCAACCGCCCGGAGCUCGGGAAAAUUCUGGCCAGAUACGAGUUGGUUAACUAGAGUGAAGCCAUAUAAGGAGAGCUGUGCUCAUGACUUCCCAGUCUUUGAAGAUGGGUAGACGAAGUAACUACUCGUAACGUCAGACAUAUAAUAAAUCCCUGCAGGCAAACGCCUGCUUUUGAUAUGCCACUUUGGAAUCGCACUUUCACUACUAGUACAAUGAGGGCUGUUUCGCAGACAGAUUAGCCGUUCAGGGAAAGGAUGCGUCCGCCUCGGAACUACUGUGAUGCGAGAAAAGUAUGAUGGAUUGGAGUCGCCCUAGUUAUUGACUUUAACAUCAUCAGGGGGCCGCGCUGGAAAGGACGCAAUAGGCGACCCAACUCUGCGCAUUAUUUAUUGCUGCCUACUAAUUUCUUUGAAAUUAGCUGCUCUUCCUCGCAAAGGAAAGUCGCGGUGGUCUCAUCACACUCCACGUUUACUAAACCAGGACUGAUUUGACAAAAACGACAUGACUUUAACCAUCAGCAACCCCCCGCUUGCCCCUCCCUCCCGCCGGAAUCGUUUCCUCGCCACACCUAUUUUUGAGGCUAACAUUUAUCUAACAAUGUUCGUUUGCGUUGUCUAGCCGACUGGCCGUUUGGUUGCAUGCUAUACAGGUCGUUGAAAUGCCUCAAACAAACCUCUCUCUAUCCAAUUCCCAUCCGCCAAACUGAGGUGCAGCCCUCUAGCAACCUAAAAAGUCUGUCGCCUUUUAACCAACCUCCUCUUAAGCCACCCAGUGAGCACAAAAGAUAUGCUCAGCUACGAGAUGUUUAGAUAAAGUAAUGCCCGUUUCCAUGCGGCUCCGUCCCCGUGCGGCUCCUAUCCUACAUGUGUGGUCAGAAUCUUAGAGGAAAACGACGCGUCGAGCACCGCGACUCGGAAGGCCGUCCACUGACGCCCCAAAUCAGUCCACGCAGUCUGCCAAGUUGUGUGUAGUGGCGGACUGGUGGGCUGAGAGUCUGGCUGUCACGGCACUUCUCAGGCGAUCUCUUACACUGUCAUGCAUGUGAGUCGAGUGCGUGUGCUUUUUGGGUAGGGCCUCUCAGUCGACGACUGUUUGGUUAUCUAACCUUGAAGGGUGACAGCCCAGGCUAAAUGCAGGGCCACGUGUCGCACUCGUAGGUCAAAAGGUCUGAAAGCGUGUGCUAUGUUGGUAUCAGAAAACCAUGAUCCGCGCAGCCUGGUAUGCGCUGGCAGUAUCCUGACACCUGGUUUUCUGUCGUUAGAUGCGUUUGAGCCCUCGGAGGAUAUCCAGGUGGUGGGCAUGGUUGCUCAGCCAUCAUCGUCGUCCUUCUGACCCCUCUCGGGGUGUUGUUGGUGGAAAAUCGUGGUCAAGUGCAUGUUGUGGACCAGGGGGUUUGGUGACGUACCUAGGCGCGGGUCCGGCCGUGCGAACCACCCUUGCCUCCUUCGCCUCCGGUCUUCUUGACACUGUCUUGUCAUCGGGUCCAGGUGAGGAGUGGGGAGGAGAUAGUGAGGUAUUUGCUGCCAACUUUACUAUCACUAUAAACUAAUUCACGCGAAAGUCACCGUGCCUGUUGUACCUUGGUGCGUAACACAUAGUGGACAUCGUCGAAAUUGACGGUAGAACUGCCAAGGCUCGUUUUGCAAACCGAAGAGAAAUUGACAAUGUAGGGGUAGGAUACAUCUUGUUCCGGGACUACUGUGAUGAGGAGAUUGUGAUGAGAGAUUGGAGUCGACUUUCUUAUCAAACUCAACAUCACCAGAUAGCUGUUCUUCCUGCUAGUAUCAUCGCAAGUCAUGUCAACUACGCCGGGACCAUUUUGGCAAUGAGGACAUGACUUCGGCCGUCGGCAGCACAGAGAAGAAAAUUCUGCUUUCUCCAGCUGCCGGAGCUAGGAUUGAUUUGCGACAACUGAUUCGCAAGCAAGGAAAAGGGCCUUCAAAGAGAAGCUGGCGACGCUGAAUCGAAAAAAUCCUUCGCAGCCACCAGGGUAGCCUGUGAUCCGCACAGAGGAAAUUCUUCAAUCAUCUCGCAGUAUAACUCUAUAAUAAUUUAGUUAACUCAGGAUGCCGGUUUUCGAACGAACUUCUUUCCGGCUGCAUGCAGAGACCACACUAAAAAAUGACUACUAGCUAGCUUGAAUUUUUCCCAUUGAUUUUCGAUACCCUUAGAUAUUCAAUUAUGUUUCAUGGAAAACAUGCAUAAAAAUAUUCCUUCUUUUACUCAUUUGGCAGUAAUAUAAGUCUUCUUCCUGUUUUUCACUCGAAAGUAGGGUAACAUUCGAUUUUCAAAAACUUUUACAGUUUCCGAAUAAUGCUGAGUCCCGACCUGCCGUUACACUUACAUUCGGGGUUAUCAAAUUACAAGCCGUUUAUUUUCAGCUUAUGGAAAACCACACAUUAUUCUACGGCAUUAGGAGGAAACCAUAUGAGGUUCCAAAAAUUUAGCCGUGAAUUUGAGCCAUUUUGUUAGCUUUACAAGCCACAUUGGUAAAUGCAGAGACAUGACGUUUUAAGAACGGCCAUUUCACGGUAUUACAAAUCUCGAUUAGAAACUUUUUGAAACUGAAUUAUCCCUUUUUUUGGGUGUAAAGUUGAAAAAAGAGGCGAAUUUCUGAAAAAAAUUAAAGAAUAAACAGUUUAGGCAUGUUUUCCAGGAAAUAUAAUUGAAUGCUUAGGGGGCAUUGGAAAUCAACGGCAAAAAUGCAUGUUACUUAAGUGGUCAUCCUUUAUGGAGUAUGAUUUUUGCAUGCAGCCGGAAAGAAGUUCUUUCGAAAGCCGGCCUCUUGUGGUAACUGAAUUAUUAAAGAAUUAUGCUGUAUGAUGAUCAUUGUCACAACCCUACUUAAUUAAUCUUUCCGAAACGAAAACGCAUUUCGCAAUUUUGGUUAACGCUCCCUGAGCUAGCCCACUUACUGUAUGUUUAGAGACUUGCGGAAAUGGUUUUUUAAAUCGCGAAUCGAAUUGUGGUUUUUCGCGCAAAAAACCGAAUUAUUAGAAUGAGUCGCCUUUUAAUACGGAACUUGCCUUAUCUGUAUGUCAGUAUACAGUACUUCUGUAAUACGUACCCUGAAGUUGCAGAUUUUGAAGCUGCACAAGAGCCCUGUGUUCUGUAAGACGUUGGAUUCUGUACACGGUUUACACUGCGUGACGUGGUAAGUAAGGAAAAUAUAAAGAGAAUCGUAAAGAUUCGAUGCGCGGACGUGUACUUAGGAUUACAUUAGCGGAUAGUAGCGUUUAAAUUGCACAAUUCUUAGGGUAGAAACCUUGAUACGCAGCUUUUGGCGCCUGUAUUGGUAUUUUGUUUGUGUCUAGCAGUUUAAAAGCUUACAGCCCCACCGCCACCAUUAAGGGAACCGCAAAAUUCAUAUUCAUCUUCUUUCCUCAGAUUUGCAUAAGGUGUCUGUGCAGAAUUUUAUCUAAAGGAAUAGUUGUAACAUUGGAUAUUUACUUCUAAAUCAAACAUCAAAAACACAUAAACUGUGACCGUUACUUGUGACUUUGCUUCCGACUAAGGAGAGAGUGUACGUGGCUGAUUUCAACUAAAGCUAAUGCUACCUUUCUGUCGAAUAUGCACAUUAUAAACAAGCAAGAAAAAAAUCUUCUCACGAGACUCUGUCAAGGGCUUUCUUCACUAACUGACAAAUGUUUCCUAUUGCCAGAUUCCAAAAAAAGUUCUUGAGCGUACAGACGGACUGUCUUUUGCGUUGGCUCAAACAACAGACGGAUACUACCCGCAGUAUGAGAGCAUCCAGGCUGUGGUCCUAAGACGGACGAAAUUUCCAUCGACCGCAAAGGAGGAGGAGGAGGUCCGAGUGACCCCAACGCUGACCCUUCUACCGCAGUCCUCACCUAAUUCAUCCUCGGUUAUCAAGGAGUACAAGAGGGCGACGCCCAGGGCGAAGAUACCCCCCAAGUUCACGCAGCUCUUCGAAUGUAAAAACUUAAAACUAACAUCUCAAACGCCUUCUGUGUGGUGCGAGGACUUCGUGUGUGAUUACUACCUACGGGUAAGAUGUUUAGACACUAAAACGUUAUGCAAAUUUUUUGGGAUGGGUGGCUAUAAAGGAGUCACCGAGAACAUUGUGAAGGGAGUGUUUUCAUGCAAAGAUCUGAUUAGUUAAUUAAAACGCUUUAAAAUGUAAAACUACAAGGGCAUUUUCGCUGCGUAAUGUGGUUAUUUCGGAUGGUAAUAUUUUAAACAUUUUAUACUUUUUCUUGCUGAGGCCAGUUAAAUUCCUGUGCUUAAUCGAUAGCAAUGUCUGAGCAUAAUAAAUUAUGAGACACCGUUUUUUAGUACACGCUGUCGAAUUUUUAAGCAAAUCGGCCGAGUAUGAAAAUCGAACUUUUGAAGUUCAAAUGUCUCACUGAUAAGGACACUACAGAAAUUUCCUGUGUCCCAUUCUGGUCGAAAUCUGUUUUGUGCAACUGAACUUCCGUUGUCAGCAGCCAUUUUCGUUUUGCAAUUACUAAGUAAAUACAAUAGCGUGCACCGUUGAACGGGCAUCAACAGGUCAAGUUACGAUAUACGUUCGUCCUAUUGAACAUUUGGGUUCCACUAGGGCCUUUGCAGACAGUCACACAGUGAAUAGUAAUUAUGCGGAAUGCAGUAGUAAUAACAACUAGGGGAGACUAGGAGGACAGUUUCUGACCUAAAAGACGUCCUCAGUCAGCCACACCUAUAUACAUGUGGACAGUACGAUCGUCGACUCAGACGAUGUCCGUCGCGUGCUACCCUGCAAGGUGGACCUGACACGGUCACUUGCGCGUGAAUUAAUUUAUAAUGCUAUUAAGUUUGCGCCGCAUCUACCGCACUCUCUCUUCCCCACUCCCCACCUGGUCCCGGUGUCAAGACACAGUCCAGACGACCGGAAAUAGGGAAGGUUUCAGGUGGCUGGCACGGCCGGACCCGCAUCUAGGUGUGCCACCACAUCCCCUGGUCCACGACAUACACCUGACCAGAAUUUUUCACUAACAACAACAAUACCCCAACAGGGGGUUAGAAGGACGAGGAUACUAGGCAGCCAUAUCCAACAUUUGUAUACACAGCGGGAGCGCAAGCGCACCUUCCAUCACGGAACCAGAUGUCAGAGAGCUGCCAGCGUAUAUUAGGCUGCGAGAGCCAUGGUUUGCCGAUACUGGCGUAGUACACGCUUUUAGAGCACUAUAAAUAUACGUAUUUUUUGCUCCUGCCGGUCUUGAGUUGUUCAGUCUUGCCGCUUGCCUCGUAUUACAGCCGUGCUCGACGCACGAACUUUGACCUGCCUGUUUGCCGUUGACUGGCUUAGACCUCCCCGGGGCUGACCGCUGACAGGCCUGCGGACCUUUGUUCCCUUUGGGGGCGGCGUAAUUGUAGUCAAAUCAACUUGCCGCUUGGCCUCUCCCACGUCAGUCGGUGGACUGAUCGGUCCUUGCUGUUCUUGUGAGCAGCAUUUGGCUUCUCGGGCGCAUCGGUGAGACAGUGUUCGGCAUUGGUCACAUGACCUCUGGCCCCCAACUCCGCUCUUUUCCGUGAGCGUUGACUCUCGGUCCCGCGUGCUAGCUUGCCUUACUGGUCCUGUCCGGACUGAUCCGAGACUUGCACGCAGCGCCUGGUAGGCGGGAUGUAGAUCUAUAGCUCGGUUGAGUGUGCUAGUCGAGGACCAAAUUUCGAGCAUCAGUCUGGCCAUCUUCUCAUUGGCUCGAACAAUUACCCUCGCCUUCUCAAAGGCAAAAUCAUGGUUCAGUUCUUGUAUGUGGCCAUAGACCAAAGACAGCUUGUCCUUGCGGCUGAUUGCAAGUUGGUGUUCGUGCGAUCUUGUACCGAGGCGUUUGCCCGUUUCACCAACAUACCUCGCAUUGCAAUUUAGGCAUGGUAUGCUGUAGACCACCGCCGACUGUUCUGUUGUUGGUAGCGGGUCUUUAGGCUUCAUGAUUUGCUGUCUGAUGGUGCAUUCUGGUUUAUGAGCCACGUCAAUCCCAAAAGGUUUCAGGAUUCUCGUCGUCACCCUUGAUAUGGCGACGGGACAACUAGCCCGUGGCUCAUUGGUAGAGCGUUCGGCUGAAUGACCAAAGAUCCCGGGCUCAAAUCCCAGGUGGUUCACACUUGGAAUUGGAUAUGACUGGCUGGCGACAGUUAAUAAGCCAGAAAUGGCCACAACCGGUCUCCCUUGUCUUUGUCGUUAUCACCUCAUCCACAUAUAUAAGGCAUGCUAGAACUUUUUGACUAGCUUGACGCAGUUCUGAUAAAUACACGAAGGUUUGGAUUGCUAAAAAGUGCGCCAUUGUAAAUCCUUGCUACGUCUACUGGAUGUUCAUUUACUAUAACAAAUUUCUUGACUGAAAGAUGCAUAACAGUUAAAACGUAAAUGAUGGUGAGUCAAGAUACGCAAGGAAUCAACCAAAUGACUGAAUAAUGGUCAGCGGCGUGCACCGUCCCAACGUAUUUGUCUAUAGUAGAUUGAGUCUAGGUCGAAAAGGAAUUUAGUUUGCUCCAAAAGUGUUCCCUGAGAUCCGCGCUAUUACCAUAAUACAUUAUAUAGUAAAUGCAACGGUUUCAUCGGUGCUUUUACGAACCAACAGCUGCGUACAUAUAUUUCCACGGUUUAUCUGCUAUUUUGUCGGCUGUCCAAGAAGAAUACUCAUACACUUAUUAAUUAUGUGAUUAUUUACUGUACCUACUACCCACGUGGUCAGUGCGGUAAAUAAUUACACAUCUCUAAAUUUGUCGAAUGAUGUGUGGUCGACAAGAUAAAGAUUCCCAAUCGAAAGUCAGUGAAGACGGUUUGAAUUGGACAACCUUUACUGCCUGAGGACGUGCGUACACAAGGGCUCCGUAGGCAGUCGCCGCGAGCGCGCUCCAAGCAAGCUGUUGUCUGUGUCCGCCUUCGAGGUGUUGUGUCCGCGCGUAUGUGCACUUUCGUUGUCUCCACGUCGCCAGCCAAUCAGAGUGGGGACAGCGCUGAUUGGCUUUUAGCACUCGCGCGUCCCAGCAGCGUAUCGGCACGGAGUGUGGGGCGGACAGGACGGCAGCGUGACAAAGGCGGAGGGCGAGGAGACGCGAACUGCCACUAAAUGCCCGCUACCUUUUGGCGGUCUGUGAGUAUUACCCGGUUAUUCCGCAGUAGUUGAUGGAUUUCAUAUAAAAUUUCGGGCGGUGCCUGAAAAGAUCUGUUCCUCGGAAAUUAAACGAGGCACUUACUUAAUGUUGGUUGUGUGAUAAACUUCCCUCUAAUGCAGACCUCUGUAUAGACAGAUUUUAUUCCCUUUUUACGGUUACUACCACCAAAAGCAUACCGCAACCCAUCAUGCAGUCGUUUCGUCUGAAGAAUGAGUGAGAAGUACGGUUUGCUGCGUCUUAUAUGCUUGAACUCCACUGUGAUUCCCAUAUCAAGCGGCGAUGGUGAACAGAAACUGUGAAUAAAUUGAUCUGCAAGAUUUUUCCUCAGUAUGUAAGCCACUAUGGUCGAUGUUUAUUUCACCAACGCUAACUCGCGAAUCUAUCUUCUGCCCUAGUUCAGAAUGUAAACAGCAUAUUUGUUUAAGCUCUGUAUGACAACGCAUAAGUGGCUAAUUUUUCCUCCUCAUAUUUUAAAAAGCCCCAUUUCCGGUAGACGGCAAAUUUGACUUUCAUCUUCAUUCAGAUCGACGCGGAUGGAACGGCCUACGAGGCACCCUUUGCAAUCGUUGAUGACAACGAAUCAGAACCAAGUACUUACUACCUCAAUCCAGAAACUGUGAAUGCCACGAGGUUCAAGAUCGUCAGUCAACAAUUCUAG
Messenger RNA from Spirometra erinaceieuropaei, 14055 nucleotides. The record is from the annotation of a GenBank genome assembly. NCBI's taxonomy places the organism in Eukaryota, Metazoa, Platyhelminthes, Cestoda, Diphyllobothriidea, Diphyllobothriidae.